Molecule: messenger RNA, 807 nt
Organism: Anisakis simplex (herring worm)
Lineage: Eukaryota; Metazoa; Nematoda; Chromadorea; Rhabditida; Anisakidae
Source: the annotation of a GenBank genome assembly
AUGGCAGCGCUUCAGAAGGUUCUUGGACGACUUGGGCAAAUUGGUGUUGCAGUUGCUAUAGCAGGCGGUGUUGCUCAGUCAGCACUUUAUAACGUAAUAUUUGACCGAUUCGCUGGUGUAAAGCCAAACGUGGUGGGUGAGGGUACUCACUUCCUUAUCCCGUGGGUUCAGCGACCAAUCAUUUUUGACAUCAGGUCUACGCCUCGAGCAGUUUCGACGAUAACCGGUAGUAAAGAUUUACAAAAUGUCACAAUCACAUUACGUAUAUUGCACAGACCUGAGCCGAGCAAAUUACCGAAUAUUUAUUUGAAUAUUGGACACGACUAUGCUGAAAGAGUGUUACCAUCAAUCGUCAACGAAGUUCUCAAAGCUGUUGUUGCACAAUUUGAUGCACACGAGAUGAUAACACAGCGUGAAAGUGUCAGUCAUCGAGUUUCGGUCGAACUGGCUGAGAGGGCUAAACAAUUCGGCAUUCUUCUUGACGAUAUUGCCAUAACGCAUUUAUCAUUCGGCCGCGAAUUCACAGAAGCAGUUGAAAUGAAACAAGUGGCACAACAGGAAGCCGAGAAAGCGCGAUAUUUGGUCGAAACAGCCGAACAAAUGAAAAUCGCAGCGAUCACAACUGCUGAGGGUGAUGCCCAAGCAGCCAAACUUCUAGCACAAGCAUUUAAAGACGCUGGUGAUGGCCUAAUUGAACUACGAAAAAUUGAAGCUGCUGAAGAACUGGCCGAAAAAAUGGCAAAAUCAAGGAAUAUCAUUUAUCUUCCAGGCAAUCAAAACACCUUGUUCAAUUUACCCUCAGUGUAA